Messenger RNA from Chaetomium globosum CBS 148.51, 537 nucleotides. RefSeq lists its product as uncharacterized. The transcript is spliced from 2 exons. The record is from RefSeq and is a predicted model, not a curated record. Bases 1 to 537 code for a protein of 178 amino acids. NCBI's taxonomy places the organism in Eukaryota, Fungi, Ascomycota, Sordariomycetes, Sordariales, Chaetomiaceae.
AUGACGAACCUAAAGCACGAGCGGAGCCUUGCGACGGCGGGUUUAGAGGUGAUGACCAUAUGGGAUUUUCGCGAGUACAUGUUCUCGCUCGAAAACCUGAAGGAGAACCUCACUCCGGCCUUGCGGUACUCAUGGCAAUGCCUCGCAGCCGCCACCUUCGUCAAGGCUGUCCAGCUCUACUUCUGGCCCUCGCCGGAGCCCAAGGUCGUGGGAUGGGCCCUGACUGGGCUGACCGUUUAUCACGCCGGUUUCACCCUGGCCUACCGCUGGUUCCUGCACCUCAUCGGCCGCUGCCAACGCCACACCGAACAACUCGCGCACAAUGUGAAGGAGCUGCUCCGACAGCGAGUUAGCGAAGGCACAUAUCGUGAGGGCGGCGUCGAGGAUCUCUCCGAGGACGAUGUCCGGGCUUGGUGCGGGCGGGAGUUCAGAGUUCUCAACUAUGUCGCCUCGAACCGGGCCGUCCGAUCUGACUUCUACCAAUCGGGCCCGGUUUGGGGCAUUUUCGAAUUCUUUGCGGGCUGGUACAUCAUCUGA